CCGAGUGAGCAGCUGAAAGUCAGCUUUAUUUCAAAUUUAAAUGUAAUCUGAUGUAGUCAGUAUUUAAAGUCAGGCUCUGUUAUUGACUGAAAACUCCGACAGACUCAGACAUUUAGAACAAACUAAGAGUCGGAUCAGCACAAAUACUGACACAGAGAUGGCUGCUGGCACUGCGCUGCUCUGCUGCACUUUGCUGUUUGUCCAUGUCUUCGUCCCUGCAGACGAGAAAACCAUCACAGCUGAGUUUAGACAGAAGAGUGUCAGUCUGACAUGUCGAGCUCCAAACAACAAGAAGAUCACUGCUGUAAAGUGGAUCACAGAUGACCUGAAAUCAGUUCUUUUGUACCAGGAUGGGCACUUUGAUCCAUCCAACCAGCCUCCAUCUUUUAAGAACCGAGUGAAUCUGCGGGACAAACAGAUGAAGGAUGGAGACGUGUCUUUGAUUCUGAAAGAUGUGAUCACUGAUGACACUGGAAGAUAUGUGUGUGCUGUCUUCAUGGAAGAAACAAGCUCAUGGAAGUUCAUCAGCAGCAUCAACCUAAUGGUUUCUCCAGACCAGAAAAUCAUCACAGCUGAGUCUGGACAGGAUGUCAUCCUGCCAUGUCGAGCUAGAAAGAACAACAUUGAACAUGUAGAGUGGAAAAGAGCUGACCUGAAGACAGAAAAUGUGUUUUUCCAUAGUUAUCGUGACAUUAUUCUAGAUGGCCAGCAUCCAUCUUUUAAGAACCGGGUGGAUCUGCAGGACAGACAGAUGAAGGAUGGAGACGUGUCUUUGAUUCUGAAGGAUGUGACGAUUAAUGACGCUGGAACAUACGAUUGUGGUGUCUCAAUUGAAGAAGCACACAUAUGGGAUCACAGCAUCAUCCACCUGGUUGUUGUUCCUCCAGGUAAAUCAGGAGGAGACAGAGAUGAACUGUGAAUCAGACGAUCUGAGGACAUAAAUGAACUCUCCCGAACAUCCAGCACUGAUUUUGCUUUAUGUAUUCUGAUUCUCUUGUUGUGCUUUGUUGAUUAUGAUUGGUUCUUAGGUUUGGUUCUUAUGCCCUCGUGUUUAGGGUAGGUUUAUUUUAGUGUCAAGUCUGCGUCUUUGUGAAUUGUUUCUUGGUACAUGUCUUAUGUCAGUGUAUUUAGUUUUGCUUUCCCCCAUCUUGUUAGCCCUAAUUUCUUCCAGCUGUGUCUCCUAUUCCCUGAUUACUCCCAUAUAUUUAAGCACUGUGUUUGCCUUUGCCCUUUGCCUCUACAUGUGUGGUUUUCCCUCAUGGUCCUGUUUAGUUUUUCUCUUCCAGUGCUUCAGUCCUUGGUUCCUAUGUCCAGAGUUUUGUUUUUUGGUGAGUUUAAUUUAUUAAGAGUUUUUUUUUCCCCCCAAUAAUAAAGCUGUACUUUAAGUUUAACCUCCUGGUUUUGAGUCCUACGUUUGGUUCCUUUCCUGCCUGCUGCCCACAGCCCAACAUGACACAAAGUCAAACUGUGUUACAAACAUACAUGAAUUUAUGAGGUCUAAUCUAAGAAUCAGUGAGUGUUUUUGUGUUGGAGCUUCAGGUUCAGCAAAUUAACUCUUUUAUGUUGGUGUGAUUUUAUUAAUGUGACAUUUUCCGCAAAUCCAGCCCACUGGAAAACAGUUUGUAUUUUCUUCUCUUUUUUAGUUUGUAAAUCCAUCUCAUCAGAUUUAACACAUUGUACAAACUGCUAUAGACUCUGAUAUUUCUCUCUCUCUCUGAUCCUGCACUGAGGAGUUUGACAACCUCCUCAACUUUUCUUUAACCUGACACACUGUUCAGGUCAGAUUUGACCUGCUUUGACCUUUGACACCAGCACAAACACCCUAAACUACUUUUUUGGGCUGAAACCUGAUGACUUUUCCUAAACUGAUACAAAAUACACAACACUGAAAUUAUUUAAAUAUGUUAUACUGUUGUUUAGAUGAUACAAACUUUUUUACACUGGUGCAGUUUUGGGACAGUUUAAAUCGUAUCUCUUUAGAUGGAUUUUCAGAUCCACCAGUUUGGCUCAAAUGAAGGAACGUUGUGAUUUUAGGAUAUUUUGACACUGUGAAAAUGUUCAUGUCAUGUUUGUGUGGAUUUUAAAGAGACAGUGGUGUCAGAGGUCAAAGGGCACCUUGAUUCAGCCAUGACUGUGAUGUCUCUGUUCACAGCAUGUUCAUCCUGCUGCCCACAGAAACAAACUCCUGCAGUGAAUUAGUAAAAUAAUACAUGGAGCACAUGAUGAACAGAGGUCAUACAUGUCUGACUCUACAGCUGCUGAAGUGGAUUCUGGGUCUCUGACUUCCUCCCACAGUACAAAAACAUUAACAGUUGUUUCUCAUUUAGCUGUGUAUGCUGUGUGUGAAUGUGCUGCAUGAAUGUGUGUUUCAUACAGAACUUUAUGGUCAGUGACACUAACAUAUAAACAUGAGUACAUUAUAUUAGCACAUGAAAGCACAACAGUGUGGCAUUAAUAUUCCAGCAGUGAGGACAGUGUUUAAUCAGCAGUCAGUGUGAUGAACUGAUGCUCUGUUCUCUGGUCUGACCAAAGCUUUAACUCCAAACAUCUCUCCACUGUUAGAGCUUCUGCACUCACUGUUUCAGGUUCAGUUCAAAUCAUGGUUCCUAUUUUUAUGGCCUGACGGUGUGACGCCUCCACCUACAUCACUGAACUGCUCCACUUCUCUACUCUUCUCUGUGUGGCCUUCUUUAAAGAGCCUCUUGGUUUUCGUGUUGUUUUGCUCAGCUGUGCC
Messenger RNA from Oreochromis aureus, 2734 nucleotides. RefSeq lists its product as uncharacterized. Gene Ontology annotation, cellular component: external side of plasma membrane. Gene Ontology annotation, biological process: immune response; cellular response to lipopolysaccharide; positive regulation of T cell proliferation. The record is from RefSeq and is a predicted model, not a curated record. The transcript is spliced from 4 exons. Bases 158 to 919 code for a protein of 253 amino acids. NCBI's taxonomy places the organism in Eukaryota, Metazoa, Chordata, Actinopteri, Cichliformes, Cichlidae.